GAGGGCGUUGCCGAACUGGGCACAAUCUUGGAACACGAGCAGAUGGAUUUCAGCAGUUCAUCACACACCCCCACCCCCGCACCAAUUGCCGCCUCUCUACUGCCCCCGGCUGCCAUUGCAACCGCCCCCGUGCAAGCAAGACCCACCACCCCCGACUACUUUGAAAAUCUGCAUGCGCUGCCCAGGAAUGAACUGCUAGACCAGCACAAGACAACUCGCGAGGAGAAGAAGCGUUUGCGCCGACAGCUGCACGAAUUUGAGGAUGAACUGGAGAGCAAGAUGGGACGCAAACUGCAGCGAGAGGACAGACAGCCAAUGGACGCCCUGUACACGCAGUACAAACAUGUCAAGGCCAAGUUGAGGCUCAUCGAGGCAUUGAUCACCAAGAAGUAGACAGGUUAGAAGGAGUUACGGUGAUAUAACUGGUGAAGUAGACUGGUUAGAAGCAGUACAGUGCAAUUGGUGAAGUAGACUGGUUAGAAGGAGUACGGUGAUAUAACUGGAGAAGUAGACUGGUUAGAAGGAGUACGGUGAUAUAACUGGAGAAGUAGACUGGUUAGAAGCAGUACGGUGGUAUAACUGGUAAAGUAGACUGGCUAGAAUGAGUACAGUGGUGUAACUGGUGAAGAAGACUGGUUAGAAGCAGUAUAGUUGAUGUAAUGAGUUGUAUAACUAAUGAAGUAGACAGACUAGAAGGAGUACAAUAACUGGUGAAGUUUAACUUGAUGAAGAAAAUCUAAAGAAAGAAAUACCUCUGUGAAGGCAUAGUAUGAGGAAUUGGUUAGUCGCAUACAGUGAUGUGACUAAACGCAGUUUGUUUAAACCUGGUUUGGAGUUGGAGUUUGAUUCAAAUUGAAGAAACUGAAGUAAGAUAUACCUCUGUGAAGGCGGAGUUAUGAGGAUGGUUAGUCGUAUACAGUGAUGUGACUAAACGCGGUUUGUUUGAAUUGAGUUGAUCUGAGCUAGAGUUAGAGUUUCAUACACCUUCAUCAACUACAUCUAAAGAGUGUUAGACCCUGUAAAGUGAAGUUAUGAGGAAUGGUUAGUCGUUUACAGUGAUAUGACUAACGCAGUUUGUUUGAAUUGAGUUAAACUUAGCUUAGAGUUGGAGUUUCAUCCACUUCAUCAACUACAUCUAAGGAGCGUUAGAUCUUGUAACGGUGAAGCUAUGAGGAUGGUUAGUCGUUUACAGUGAUAUGACUAAACGCAGUUUGUUUGAAUUGAGUUGAUCUGAGCUUAGAGUUAGAGUUUCAUACACCUUAAUCAACUACAGCUAAAGAGCGUUAGACCUCUGUAAAGGUGAAGCUAUGAGGAAUGGUUAGUCGUAUACAGUGAUGUGACUAAACGCAGUUUGUUUGAAUUGAGUUAAACUGAGCUUAGAGUUGGAGUUUCAUCCACCUUGAUGAACUACAUCUAAGGAGCGUUAGAUCUUGUAAAGAGAUCUUGGAGCUAUGAGGAAUGGUUAGUCGUAGUUUGAAUUGAGUUGAACUAAGUUUGGAGUUGAAGUUUGAUUCAAAUUGAAGAAAACAAACUAGAGUUGUAGCUCUGUCAAGCUGGUGUAUGGUAGAGGAGUUAGUUAAGAUGAACUGUUGAAUGAACUAGAACCCGUCACUGAAACUGUAUAGUAAAACCUUGUUGACGUCCCUGAAGACCACUUGUUAGAUGUGUUCUGGGCUUGACUAGAUGUAAAAAUUAUUAAAAAGAUGAAUAAAGAAGAUUGAGAGAAAGAAGUACCUGUAGAUUGAUUGGCAGGUUUUGUUUGAUCACCAAAAUGUGGGAGCUAUAAGGAAAUGUAUUUGUAAUUGCUGAUUGAAACGGCUAAUACUGUAGUAGGUUUCAAAGCCAAAUUAAGGAGAAUAUGGAAAAAUUCAAUCAAUGUCAUAUUGGUGUGAUGUAAACUGGACUUGACUUACAACAAAUCAAGUUUCGACGUAGAAUGAAGGGGAAUGUUAAGAACAAAUUGGAAAAAGUAUAGGCUAGAAGGACUGUAAUAGUAUUUAGUCGUAUUGUUGAGAUGUGAACUAAACGUCAUUAAAUAUAGGUUGAAAUUCCCGCAAGAGACUCCCCACCAA
Nilaparvata lugens (brown planthopper) is the source of this 2072-nucleotide messenger RNA. Its product is annotated as protein FAM13A-like. The record is from RefSeq and is a predicted model, not a curated record. The transcript is spliced from 2 exons. NCBI's taxonomy places the organism in Eukaryota, Metazoa, Arthropoda, Insecta, Hemiptera, Delphacidae. The annotation marks the transcript as partial.